Molecule: messenger RNA, 1762 nt
Organism: Oreochromis niloticus (Nile tilapia)
Lineage: Eukaryota; Metazoa; Chordata; Actinopteri; Cichliformes; Cichlidae
Exons: 2
Coding region: 461-1531 (356 amino acids)
Source: RefSeq, a predicted model, not a curated record
UUACAGAUAUUCAGAUAAAAAACAAAAAAAGAAACAUUUCAGAUUAAUAUCUCUGAGAAAUCAAACUUCACCUUCAUUUUUCAUUGAUAUAUUUAAUCCCCAUGUAGCUACUGACAGUCCACACAGUGCUCAAAUGUGUUUUUAUUCAUUAAUAUACAACAGAUUAUUUUUUGAAAUUCAUGUUUAGCUCAGUUGAUCAUCAUGUGAAUGCAGAGAAGCAGGAAAGGAGGAGGGCUGAAACUGCACGUCAGAGGUGAUUUCACAAUUGUACUGAUGCUGUUGUGUGUAUAAAGAACGAUCAGCAGCUUUCAGCCAGCCAAACGCCGUCUAUACACACGUAAGUAUACAACUGCUCACACAGCAUCUCUGUUUGCUCUUUAUGUUCCUUUAAAUUUGGCAAAAAAUGACCCUUUUUUACCCAUCUUGAGGUAAUCGAUUAAAAAUCAUUUCUCGGUCCAGCAUGUUGUACAGUGCGUUCCCAGGCAAGUUUUUUGGGGAGGCAGAGAGCAUAAAAUCUUUAUCAGUAGUUCAAUUCACAGGUACCUUAAUGUGUUUGUGGUUUAAGGAGGAAGAGAUGGAGACUAUGAAGACUCUGCUGAAGGUUUAUCUGCUGCUGCUGAUCGGACCUCCCUUCACUCUGGAACAAUCAGUGGGCCAGUACAUCACCGAGCUCCAGGUGUCUCUGGAUGAAGCUGAAGAGACGUAUCUUAGCAGUCAAGGUUUCAUCAAAAUCGAUGUUGAUCUGAACAAAGGAGCUGAAGGAAAAUACAUCUACCUUUGGUACAAAAAAGGCAGCAGCUCACCAAUCACCAGGAUUCAGCUUACAUUCAAUGAUGGCAUGAGCAGGGGUCUGAUCACUGCAGGUUACCAGAAGAUUAACAAGAACCUCAAUGCCGGAACAAGCGGAGACUACAUCUACCUGUGGUACUACAGAGGUAACUCAGAGUACGAUGUUCCCAUUGUGAACCUUCAUGUCUCUAUAGAAGCAAGAGAGGAAGCCCAGAUGUUUGCAUUUGGAUGGGAGAGACUGGCCUGUGAUCUGAACCGGAAAGCUAGAGGAAAAUGGAUCUACCUGUGGGUGAAGAGGGAGAGACCAACCUACAUCUGUGACAUCACUGCCAAUGCUGACUAUGAUGGAGAUGCUGACUACUUCCAGAACGGCUACAUCAGAGUGGAUGAUGAUACCAACAGAGGUGCAGGAGGAUCCUUUGUCUUCAUCUGGUACCGUCAGACCACUAACUCUCAAAGAGCCAUCACAGAUCUGAAGAUCUCCAUUAAUGAUAUGGAGAAGAUGUUGUUUCCGUAUAUGGGCUUUACAAGGGUAACUACUGAUCUAAGCAAGGGGGCAGGAGGAAGUUACGUGUACCUGUGGUACAAGAAAGACUCCGGUCUUCCCAUUCGGGCGGUCUCUGUGAUCGUCAACACAGCAGCUGUGGAGCAGUACAGAUAUCCCAGGGUCUUCAUUAGACAAAAAAACCUCAACAGUGGGAACAAAGGUAAUACGCUGUACCUGACCUUCAGUUCGUUUUAGUAACAGAGCUGGGAAUGCUCACUGGGCAGAAACCAAAGAGUCUAUGGUGUUCCUGUUUAACCAGUUUGAUUGUUUUUCUUUCCUUUCUGAAAUGAUGUUCACCCACUGUGAUCUCAGAUCUUUGACUCCAACAAUGAUCAUUGAUCCUACAAUCAAUCUGUUUGAUUAGCUCUGUCUCACUGUAUUCUGAUGAUUGUCUCUGUUUCAAUAAAGUCUGUUCAGCAUGUGAAA